Microdochium trichocladiopsis is the source of this 1615-nucleotide messenger RNA. Its product is annotated as WD repeat domain-containing protein. Gene Ontology annotation, biological process: protein import into peroxisome matrix. Lineage: Eukaryota; Fungi; Ascomycota; Sordariomycetes; Xylariales; Microdochiaceae. Gene Ontology annotation, cellular component: peroxisomal matrix; cytosol. The record is from RefSeq and is a predicted model, not a curated record. Bases 173 to 1246 code for a protein of 357 amino acids. The transcript has 2 exons. Gene Ontology annotation, molecular function: protein binding.
CACCACAGCUGCUUCCCCCCGCUACUUGAGCUGUCCGCUCCGCCGUGACUUCUGCCGAGGCCCCGCGGCGUGCUUUGCCUAGCGCAGUCCUCCCCCAUGGGCGACACUCUCCACGAUCUCGAAGCUGCCACCUCGUCUGGGCAACUACACUCAACCUCCCAUCUCGCCCGCCAUGGCUGCCAUGCUCGAGUUCCGCACGCCGGGCUUCAACCCGUACGCCGUCAAAUACUCGCCCUACUACGACUCGCGCAUCGCCGUCGCAUCCGCCGCAAACUAUGGCAUUGUCGGCAACGGCCGCCUCUUCUGCCUGGGGCUCGGCCCGCAGGGGGUGCGCAUCGAAAAGACGUUUGACACAAACGACGCCCAGUACGAUGUCGCCUGGUCCGAGAUCAACGAGAACCAGCUCCUCGCGGCCUGCGGCGACGGCUCCGUCAAGUUAUACGACAUCAAUGUCAACGACUUCCCCGUCAUGAACUUCCACGAGCACAAGCGCGAGACCUUCUCCGUCGCCUGGAGCCCCGUGACCAAGGAUACCUUCGCGUCAAGUAGUUGGGACGGCACCGUCAAGAUUUGGUCGCCCGCCCGCAAGGACUCGAUACGAACCCUUCCCGUGGGCAACUGCACAUACAGCACCUCGUACUGCCCGUCAAACCCCAACAUCAUCUCGGCCGUCUCCUCCGACUCGUUCCUGCGGAUAUUCGACCUGCGCACGCCCGUGUCCGCCCAGUACCACCUCACCACCAAGAUCCCCGUGCACCAGAUGCCGCCCGUGCCCUUGCCCGCCAACCUCCCGGGCCCCCCGCCGCCGACCAUGCCCGCCGAGAUCCUGACGCACGACUGGAACAAGUACAACGACACGGUGAUCGCGACCGGCGGGGUGGACAGGAGCAUCCGGAUCUUUGACAUCCGCAACGCCUCGGCGGGCCCCAGCGCCCUGCUCAUGGGCCACGAGUACGCGGUCCGCCGCCUCGCGUGGUCCCCGCACGCCAGCGACAUCCUCGUCAGCACGAGCUACGACAUGACGGUGCGCCUGUGGACAGACGGGUCCACCAUGGCGCCCACGCCCGAGCAGGCCAGCCAGUCGCCCAUCCGCGCCGGCGUGCAGCUGGGCCUGAUGAACAGGCAUACCGAGUUCGUCAUGGGCGUCGACUGGUGCCUGUUUGGCGUGGGCGGGUGGGUCGCUACCGUGGGCUGGGACGAGCGGUUACUGCUGUGGGAUGCGAAUAUGAUGCUCCAGGGGAGGUGAUUGGCUUGUGAGGAUGAGGAACGAGGAUGAAGCAGAAGAAGAAGAGGUGGAGCGUCUCAAGGAGCAUGACGCAAAUUGCUGCUCGGAGAGAUUGCUGCUGCACAUUCGAAGAGAAAGAAGGGAAACCAUGAAGGGCGUGGGAGCAAAACAAGGGGAAAUAAAAAAAGGAGCAUCUAGCCGGAGUUUUGGGAGUUUCCUUUAGGGGCUGUUCGAGUAUCCCCCCCCCCCCGGCACUCAAGUCGAGGGCGGUAGCUGACAUUACUGCAAACAAAUAUUACGAACCAAUGCUUGGGACUAUGGUUUAUGGUGACCACCCCUGUGGUACAUGACCAUUGGUGUAUGAUUUAAGAAUGCCAGGAUCCUGAAACU